GCAAACAGAAAUCUACAUCCCUCCGCUCAUUUUCCAUCCCUCCUGUCUCACAAUUUCCAUCUCAACUUCCUCCAUUUCAAGAUGAGACCCUCUCAAGCCCUUGCUCUAGCCUUUGCCGCCGGCCUCAGCCUUGCUCCUGGCGCCGUCGCCGUCCUGGGCACCUCCUGCCUCAGCGCCAUGAACACGCUGCAGGAACUUCCCAUUGAGAUCCUGAAGCACGUCCAGGAACACUCUUGCGCGGCCGGCUGCAAGCCCCAGCUCGGCCACUGGAGCAAGUACGGCAAACAAGCCGUCUUGGAGCCCAUCGUCGAGGACGGAUCCAAGCGAACCGAGCUCCCCGAAGGCAAGGAAGCUAUGGUCGACUAUAUCGACGCGAUUUUCAAGAGCGUGGAAUCCCAAUGCCAUGAUCAGAUCGACGGCAGAGCCCACUUUUGCGACGACGCCGAGAAAAUCAACCCGUUCAUGGAAUGCGCCAGGAAGGAAGUCCACGCCUCUUCCGCCCACGAGCUUCCUAAAUUGACCAAGCACAUGAACGAGAAGUCCUGCAAGAAGGUUGAGGAGUAUGCCAAGAGCCCUGCGCUGUGGGAUGAGGACUUCCCGAAGCAUUUCCAGAACUACGUGGAGAAGUGUGAUGAGUUGUAAUCUGGUUUGAAAAGUGGUGGCGUGUGUGAUGGAUCUGUCUGCGACAUUGUUUCUUUCAGAAUGAUGUAAUACAGCGCCUAUCAAGGGAUUCUGCUGUCGUUUGGGGAAGACCAAUCUAACUUUCUGUUCAUAAUUCUUGGGCUAUUUUACAUCUAAUUUAGCAGUUAACCUAGCGG
Aspergillus steynii IBT 23096 is the source of this 818-nucleotide messenger RNA. RefSeq lists its product as uncharacterized. The coding region runs from base 82 to 642 and encodes 186 amino acids. The record is from RefSeq and is a predicted model, not a curated record. NCBI's taxonomy places the organism in Eukaryota, Fungi, Ascomycota, Eurotiomycetes, Eurotiales, Aspergillaceae. The transcript has a single exon.